UUAGGUUAUUUUACCUUCACCCUCAUCCUGAAAAACCCUAACUAUAUAAUAAAACAUCCUCUUCCAUUGGAGCUCCAGCACGUCGAAGGUUGAAGAUUCAGGCGAAGUCUUGGAAAGCCCUAUUUUUCCUUUGCAGAGUUCAGUUUCUUAGUCGUCAACAUGUCGAGAAGGAAGACUAGAGAGCCUAAGGAGGAAACUGUCACUCUUGGCCCUGCUGUUCGUGAAGGAGAGCAUGUUUUUGGCGUCGCCCACAUUUUUGCUUCAUUUAACGACACAUUUAUUCAUGUGACCGAUCUGUCUGGUCGAGAAACGCUUGUUCGUAUCACUGGUGGUAUGAAGGUGAAAGCCGAUAGAGAUGAAUCAUCGCCUUAUGCUGCCAUGCUUGCUGCACAGGACGUUUCUCAAAGAUGCAAGGAACUUGGUAUUACUGCUUUGCAUAUAAAACUCAGAGCAACCGGUGGAAACAAAACUAAGACUCCUGGGCCUGGUGCUCAAUCGGCUCUUAGAGCCCUUGCUCGUUCAGGCAUGAGAGUUGGUCGUAUAGAGGACGUAACUCCGAUCCCGACGGACAGUACUCGAAGAAAGGGUGGUAGGAGAGGAAGAAGGUUGUGAUUGCAAAAACCUCCCAAAUGGUCAAGUUCUUGGAGGAAAGGUCGCUCUUCAUUGUCUUCUAAAUUCACAACCCUAAUGAUCUGGUCAUUGGUUCUUUCAACAUUUUCCCAUUUUGAUUCGUGGAAAACCUUCAAAGACAACGAGUAUAGUUCACUUUUUGCUGUUUUAAUUAUUAAUUUGAUGAUAUCAACAUGACUUGUUUCGUAUAAACACAGUACUCUGUCAAUUUUCAAUCCUUUUCUCCCUCCAAUUCAUUACUUUAUCAAUACCUGGUGAUUUUGGU
Messenger RNA from Cucurbita pepo subsp. pepo (vegetable marrow), 895 nucleotides. Its product is annotated as small ribosomal subunit protein uS11y. Gene Ontology annotation, cellular component: ribosome. Gene Ontology annotation, biological process: translation. Lineage: Eukaryota; Viridiplantae; Streptophyta; Magnoliopsida; Cucurbitales; Cucurbitaceae. The record is from RefSeq and is a predicted model, not a curated record. Gene Ontology annotation, molecular function: structural constituent of ribosome.